Messenger RNA from Mercurialis annua (annual mercury), 1352 nucleotides. Its product is annotated as zinc finger protein GIS2-like. The record is from RefSeq and is a predicted model, not a curated record. Gene Ontology annotation, molecular function: zinc ion binding; nucleic acid binding. The coding region runs from base 371 to 1129 and encodes 252 amino acids. NCBI's taxonomy places the organism in Eukaryota, Viridiplantae, Streptophyta, Magnoliopsida, Malpighiales, Euphorbiaceae. The transcript has 6 exons.
CGUAAGCCGCGCCUUUCCAAGAGGACCGACUCCAUUCGAAAACUAAACGAAUGCCCCAGCCGCUCGCUGGCUACUACGCUCUCAAUCUCCCGCCAUUGUUGCACUAGAUUGUGUUUUUUUUGGCUUAUCAGAUUUUCGCCUCGGAACUGUCUGCAUAACACUAGGCCUUUUGGACAAACACAAGAAUUAAGAAAAAUAUUUCAUAAUGUGCCAGUGCUACUAACCUGCCAAUUUUGAGACCUGAUUUCAACUGUCGGUUGAGGAGACGGAGUUAGUGGCAGGAGGCAGCAGCUGUUGUGGUGUUGGUUGUGGCAGUGUGGUGUUUUUGGCUGUUCAGUAGCAGUAGUUGCUAAUAGGUGUAACUUUGAUUAUGAGUUCAGACAGCAGGAGCUUGAGCCACAGCAGAAGCAGGAGCAGGAGCCCAAUGGAUCGCAAGACUCGCUCAGAUCGUUUUUCCUACCGUGGUGCACCUUACAGACGAGAGUCACACCGUAGUUUCAGCAACCAGAGCAAUCUGUGCAAGAAUUGCAAACGACCUGGACAUUUUGCUAGAGAGUGUCCAAAUGUGGCAAUAUGUCAUAAUUGCGGCCUUCCUGGGCAUAUUGCUUCAGAGUGCACUACCAAAUCAUUGUGUUGGAAUUGUCGAGAACCCGGGCACAUGGCUAGCCAUUGUCCAAAUGAGGGCAUCUGCCACACCUGUGGCAAGGCCGGACAUCGUGCUAAGGAGUGUUCUGCUCCGCAACUGCCACCUGGGGACUUAAGGCUGUGUAAUAACUGCUAUAAGCAGGGUCAUAUUGCAGCGGAUUGUACAAAUGACAAAGCAUGUAACAACUGCAGGAAGACGGGACACCUGGCACGUGAGUGUCAGAAUGAUCCGAUCUGCAACAUUUGUAACAUAGCAGGGCAUGUGGCUAGACAAUGUCCGAAAGGGAAUACACCCGGAGAUCGUCGUAGUAACAGCGGUUAUCACGACAUUGUAUGCAGAAACUGUCACCAGUAUGGACACAUGAGCAGGGAAUGCAUGGGUCCAUUAAUGAUCUGUCACAACUGUGGCGGACGAGGACAUCGUGCAUUUGAGUGUCCUUCCGGAAGGAUGAUGGAUCGAUAUCCCCCUCGGAGGUACUACUGAUAAGUGAUCGAUUGAAUUCAAACUCAGGCUGUUUAAUUAGUUUUUAGAUUGAUUGAAUGUUGAAACUUAGCAGUUAUUGGUGCAUUUUUUAUUAAGUGGGGAUCUAAUAAGAUAGGUUAGUGCUAUAGGAUUUGUAUUUGGAAUAAAUUAGUUUGUUAAGUAAGAUGCUAAUGGUGUUAUUAUAAGCAUAAUUAUAAGUCACAAAGCUUUUAUUUGAGGUCUA